AUGCAACCUGAACUGAACGCCCUCAAGGGCGACGACAAAGCAGUGGCCAUGUCGAAAGACUUAGAGAUCCAGCUGGACAAUAUGGAUGGCAACUCUCUCAAGAAGGAAGAAAGCGCCAUGGUGGGCGAAGUCGAAGACCUGGACGAAGCGAACCUAUUUCUGCGGCAACACAAUAUCACUCCCCAGUACAUUGCCGAGCUCCUCGAAGACAAAAAUGCGAACAAGAAGGUCUCCAGGAAAGUCGAUUUGCUAUUGCUACCACUGCUAUGCGGAACGUAUUUCCUCCAAUACAUCGACAAGCAAGCGAUCAGCUACUCUGCCGUAUUCGAUCUUUUCGAAACCACUGGUAUCACCGGCGAUCAGUAUUCCUGGCUGGCAUCAAUCUUCUACUUCGCCUACUUGUUCGCAGAAUGGCCAUCAGCAUACCUUGCGCAGCACUUCCCGACUGGUCGAGUCGUGUCAAUUUACUGCUUCUGUUGGGGCUCAGUUAUGUUACUUACAGCCGCUACGCACAACUUUGCAGGCUUUGCUGCCAUGCGAUUCCUCCUUGGUGUCUUCGAGAGUGUCGUCACCCCGGCUUUCAUGAUGAUGGUUGGAAUGUGGUACGUCGGGAAGCAGCAGCCUGCAAGAGCAGGUAUGUUCUACUGCUUUAAUGGCAUCGGUAGCGCCGUUGGUGGUAUACUCUUCUACGGCUGUGGAUACGCAAAGACCUUCGUCGUCUGGAAGAUCAUAUACAUUAUAUGUGGAGGUAUGACCGUUCUUUGGUCCAUACUGCUCUUCUUCAGACUGCCGAACAACAUCAUGACAGCCAAAAGCUUUACUACAGAAGAGAAAGCUCUUUUGAUCGGCCGUGCCGCCAGCAACCGUACUGGAGUUUACAACAGAAAGAUCAAACUACCGCAGGUCUUGGAGGCCCUGAUUGACCCUCAGAUCUGGAUACUCUUCUUCUUCGUCUUAUGCAAUGAAAUGAUCAACGGCGGUAAUGCAAACUUCGGCAAACUCAUCGUCAAGGACGUAGCAGGAGGUGAUCCACUCAAAACGACGCUAUACGGGAUUCCGCAGGGCUUCGCCCAGGUGUUUUGGGUUUUCACAGGCCCUUUGCUCGCUUCACGACUUCCCAACGCGCGCACCUUCAUCAUGGCUCUUUACCUUUGUCCCACAAUAAUAGGCACGUGUUUAAUAUGGCAGCUACCACGCUCCAACACGGCUGGGUGCUUGGCGGGAUAUUACUUGACCGGUUCGUUUGUUGGCUCUCUAGUCAUUGCUCUGCAGCUACCUGCAUCAAAUGUAGGUGGAUACACAAAGCGAACCACAAGCACAGCCUUUGUCUUUCUGGGAUACUGUGUUGGUAACAUUAUUGGCCCUCAGGCCUUCUUGGCUGAAGAAGCUCCCAAAUACGAGACAGGCGUGAAGAUGUUUCUGGGAUGCGCUGUCUCUCAGGUCGUGCUAGCACUUUGCUUACGAGCCUUACUCGCACGGAGGAACGCUCAACGCGACCGCGAAGAAGCUGAGGGUUCGCAUAGCCAAGACGAUGAUCUAAACGACGCGGAUGCCAUCGAGGAUACUACAGACUUCCACAACAGGAAGUUCCGAUAUGCCAUAUAA
Messenger RNA from Alternaria arborescens, 1605 nucleotides. RefSeq lists its product as hypothetical. The coding region runs from base 1 to 1605 and encodes 534 amino acids. The transcript has 4 exons. Gene Ontology annotation, cellular component: membrane. Gene Ontology annotation, biological process: transmembrane transport. Gene Ontology annotation, molecular function: transmembrane transporter activity. Lineage: Eukaryota; Fungi; Ascomycota; Dothideomycetes; Pleosporales; Pleosporaceae. The record is from RefSeq and is a predicted model, not a curated record.